AUGCAACCGGGUACAAUAAAACUGAAUAAUAAUCAACCUAUUCUGCAGAAUACUGCGCUUGGCUGGAUUGUAGGCGGCUUAAUAGAACAAUCAUCAACGAACGUCACAUCAGCAGCGCUAACAUGUGCAAUUUUCGAUAGUGAAACUUCACUGACACAAGCAAUUGAGAAGUUAUGGAAACUCGAAGAAGGAGCAUCAACAGAAAGGGUAAUGUCUCCGCUGGAAACCCGGUGCGAGUCUCAUUAUAAUCAGCAUGUCCAGACGGAUCAGAACGGUCGAUUCAUUGUUAGUCUUCCUUUCCAAGAAUCUCCAACAACAUUGGGAAAAUCUCAUGCGAUGGCGUAUAACCGGUUCAUGAGUCUUGAACGUCGGCUUCUUCAGAAGGAUGAUAUCCGCAUGCAAUACAUCAAGUUCAUGCAGGAAUAUGAAAUGCUAGGACACAUGCAGAAAAUUGACGUGAAUAUAGUGUCGAACCCUAAAUAUUUCAUUCCGCAUCACUGUGUGCUUAAACCAGAUAGUACCACGGCAAAAUUAAGGGUGGUAUUUGAUGCAUCCGCGAAAACGUCAUCGGGUCAUUCGUUAAAUGACUUAAUGUACACAGGACCAACUGUGCAAAGUGAACUGUUCUCUAUCCUGCUACGGUUCCGAUUACCAAAGUUUGUCUUCACAACUGACAUUGAAAAAAUGUAUAGACAAAUCUUAAUUCACCCCGAUGAUCAGAAAUAUCAACUGAUCAUUUGGAGGGAAGAUCCAUCGCACCCAGUUAGCUAUUACAAGCUCAAUACUGUUACAUAUGGAACUCGUGCAGCACCGUACUUUGCCACAAAGUUUCAACAGAAAAUCGCAGACGACAACUUGGAUCGCUAUCCCCUUGGUUCAGAAAUGCUAAAAGAGAACUUUUAUAUGGACGAUGGUCUCGGUGGUGGUAGCUUAAACAUAGCGAUGGAGACACAAAAGGAAUUGAUAAUCAUUUUGAAAAAGCACGGCUUCAACUUAAGAAAAUGGUCGUCAAACAGUCCAAGAUUGCUAAAGGAUCUCUUCCCUGUCGUCCCAAAUGCUCCAAAUGCUACUUUCCCAGCCGCUAGUCUGCAGUCUAGUACUAACAUAGUUAAGCAGGCUCCUACCACUACUGCUGCAAAUUUGCCACCAGUUAAUCGCCAGGUGUAUCACACUACCCACAAUUCUAAAGUUCUUCUCAGCACAACUAUUGUUAAUUUAGUUCACCAAGGCAAAUCCUACCCUGUUCGAGCCCUUGUUGACCCUGCGUCCGAGGCAACUUUCAUAAAAUAUCUGGUAUAA
Molecule: messenger RNA, 1299 nt
Organism: Musca domestica (house fly)
Lineage: Eukaryota; Metazoa; Arthropoda; Insecta; Diptera; Muscidae
Exons: 3
Coding region: 1-1299 (432 amino acids)
Source: RefSeq, a predicted model, not a curated record